Sycon ciliatum is the source of this 3805-nucleotide messenger RNA. RefSeq names its product N-acetylneuraminate 9-O-acetyltransferase-like. Lineage: Eukaryota; Metazoa; Porifera; Calcarea; Leucosolenida; Sycettidae. The coding region runs from base 93 to 2489 and encodes 798 amino acids. The record is from RefSeq and is a predicted model, not a curated record. The transcript has 19 exons.
GCUGCUCAGUCCUGAUCGGGAUGAGUUGUUGUUAGGUGCCAACUAAUUACUUUGUGGUAGAUCUACUUUCUUUCGUCUUAGCUGGACCAACGAUGCCUCCUAACACAGCUGCGAACCAUGGCCUUCCAGUUCAGCUAAGCACUCCAGGCGCAAGUUCAAUCAAGCCAAUGCCUUCUGGAGUACAAGGCAAUCGUGAAGAAUGGUUACCACUGCCCCCAGCCAGACUCCUUCAGCUAAUGAAAUCACUGGCUAUGGUGUAUGUGGUGGCUUACCUCAUCACACAGCGACACCAGUGGAAGACCAUGAUCAGAGACAAGAGCAAGUGCGACUGCAUACUGAAUGGGUACACAGUUGGUAGAGAAGAAGGACAACACAACCAGUUGGACUGCACACCCAGGCAAUUUGACAGCCAAACAGCUAAGACAUGUUUGCGCAAUUCAAAAGUUCUUUUUAUUGGUGAUUCUCGGAUCCGGGCACUCCAGGAAAGAUUGAUAGUGUUGCUUGACCCGAAUCCAAAACGAGAGCUCAGCAAGCGAGCUGCUAAACCCAGAAAAGACCCGCGCCAUCGGAACAAGACGACGAUUAUCGCGGAUGCUAAUGUACAUGUGCUCCUUAUUUGGGACACAUAUAUUGGCAAGUCAUGGCUGGCCAUGCUAAGGUACUUGAAAUCGAAUCCAUUGGAUGGCGCGGACUUAAUUGUGGCUGGGGCAGCAUUGUGGACGAUACGAAGGGACCCAUCAUUGGAGGGACUGGACCAUUACAAAGUCUACACGAAAUCUGUGCUUCGCCUGGCGUCAUCACUGGUACGCGAAUCAGAUACCAACUUGGUGUGGGUACGGCAAGCGAAUGUCAACGAAUCAGUGCCUGGGCCAAGAAGGAGUAACAUGACCAACGCACGUGUCCGAAUGUUCAAUGCCGCUGUUGAUAGUGUGUGGCCGCGCUUCAGAACUCCCGGCAUGUUUAUGUUCGACCCUGGUCAUGUCCCAUUGCUCCGAGAUGGUGUGCAUUUCACUGAAGAUGCUACUGAUGAGACCGUCCAAGCCAUCCUGAAUGUCCACUGUAACUCACAACUACCGGUAACUGACAGGAAGACCUGUUGCCAAGGGUUACUUCACUCAAUUACUGCUCCACAGGUUGUGCUACUGGUUAUAUUUGUAUGCAGUAUCGUCAUACUGUUCUGGGGAGUCUGUUGCAGGCACCGAUGUUCACGUUCUCUAUUCCGGUCGCUGAGCCAGACUUCUAUCCGUGAUACAGGUAACACAGGUUUAAAGCGCAAUACUUCAUCACCCGUUGUGAUGAUCUGUCAGUGCAUCACAUUGCUUGGAAUAGUGCUUCUCUACACCUACUUAGCUGACAGGACACCAGUAUUCACGAAAGAGGAGAAACAUUUCAACUGGACAUCAUUUGCCGUUCCAUUGGCAAUUUUGGGAAUUCUUGGCUUUGUGACAUAUCAACCAGUCAAAGAUGCUUCUGUUCUAAAUCGUCAGCAAACCUGUGAAACACGAGGAUGGAUGCAGCUAGUAUUGCUGGUGUAUCAUUACACAGGUGGUAGCAAGAUCCUUGGUUUAUACUAUGUGGCUCGACUGAUUGUGGCAAUGUACAUCUUCCUAAGCGCCUUUGGACAUUACACGUAUGGUUUGAAGCGUGGAGCAAGCAGUUGGUCUCGUGUAGCUGAGGUCCUGUUCCGUCUAAAUCUCUACACCGUUCUACUGUGCUUGACUAUGGAUGUACCGUAUCUUCACUACUAUUUUGUACCACUGAUCUCAGCAUGUUACUUACUAGUACUACUGGUUGCUGCCAUACCUCCAGUUGCAUGGGAUCAGAACAAGUCACCAUGGAUGCAGGUGCUCAAGGCAAUCUGCUUCACUUUAGUUGUCGCCUUGUAUCGAGUACAACCUGAUAUGUUCAACUGGAUAAUAUCCUUCCCACCGCUCUCCCAACUCUUCCUGGAUGAUGACAUUUCCCUUCACGAGUGGACAUUUCGUUUUGGACUAGACGUCCUGGCUGUGCCAUCGGGUAUCCUGUGUGCCGUAAUGCUACAUCGAUUCCCACAAAUCAAUGGGUGGAUAUGUUCAAGGAGUAUUGGUAACAACUUGAUGACCAUACUUUCAGCUGUGACAUUGGUAGUGUACUGUGGAAUGAUGGCAACAAACUGUACUAGUAAACCAGAGUGUAAUCUUGUACAUACCUACCUAUCACCAAUCAUGCUGGGAGGAUUUGUUCUGGUGCGUAACACGUGGGAACCACUACGCAAGCAUUACAGUCAGUUCUUUGACUGGGUGGGAAUCUACUCUUUGGAGCUUUUCAUCGCCCAGUAUCACGUCCUGCUGGCUAAUGAUACACGUAGUCUACUUGUCCUGGUUGAGGGUAAUCCAAUUCUCAACAUCUGCAUCGUCACAACCAUCUUUGUACUGGUAUCACACACUGUAGCUGAGUGUACACAAAUGGUGGUCAACGUCAUGAAGGGCCUCGCAACUGAGAAUGAUUAGCUUUUUUUAAAUUACUAUGAUAUUGGUCAACUUCAUGACGUUGUAUAGUAUUGCGCCAGAGAGUGAUGUGUCACAGAGCGGUUGAUAUUCCAUACUUACCCUGAACAGCACCACACCGACCCUGACCAGUACGUUAUGACUUUCUUACCACCAGGUUCCACCAGGUUCUUAGCUCAAGCGGUGGAUAGAAAAUAACCAUUUGCUCCUUGACGAAUUUGAAAUCUCACAGUGAAACUCUCAGCCCUAUUGUUUGAGAUUAGUGCAUGCAAUCUACACAGGUAUAGAAGGACAAACUCAGCCUACAACUGAUCAUAUUGCUUGAUUACAAUUCUUCUUUGCGGGUCGCAAAUAUUUUUUUUUACCUAUGCUUCCCUGGCCAUUUCCAAACAAUUUCCCAUAAUAAUAAUAGUGAGGUUUUGCAUUCCGAAUUUCGGUACAGCGUUCUUCGGUCAUUUGUCGAACAUCAAAAUGUCGAAUUUUCGCACCAACGUUUGUUUUGCAAGUCGAAAAUGAUGUGUUUUCAUUUCGUGAGCCCCAGCAUCAGCAACGUCCUGUCCCGUGCUCCUUUUCUUGCUGAUUCCAACGAACUUUGGUCGCCCAAAGAGUCGAGGGCCAAACCUGCCUCCUCAGUCGCCUCAGAAACACCAACUGGCAACUCCAUGGCCAAGUCAAAUUUUAUGCGUGUCGCCAUAGUCUUUUCAGCCACACAGAUGACGGACCAUUGACGGUGAGGACACUCCAGGCGAAAGAGAGUCGACAGGCAGUGGAGAGGAGCAAUCAGAGGUAGCUGACGAUAAAGACGCCUGCCAAGCGAGGCCGAGAUAAGAAACCUCUUUGAAUAAAUCACGCGCUAGCGCUCUUCUACAAGAAAAUGCAUCCGAAAAAUAUUUUCGGCAAAGUGAGCUUUUUCCGAACAAACACGCCGAAUCUUCGUGUGCAUUUUCGCUCUCGCUCCCGCGUGCCGAAUCUUUUUGCCGAAUUUCGGAAUGCAAAACCUCUCUAUUAUGAUAGUUUUCAACCCUACACUCUCUCCAUAUCGCCAAAGCAAUAGUGCACUCUGUUAAUUGACUAUUAGAACCUAAUUUUUACUACUGAAUGCCGCUAAAUGCAUUAAAGAGAGCAACCGACUGGAGAUCACAGCACCUAAAUUAGUUUCACGGUAUUCUGAGUGCUUGCGCAUUCAGUAUGAACCGCAAAGUUCUGUCAUCUGUGUGGUAUCUAGUAUUGCUAUGCACUCUUACUACUCUAAGCAUCCAUUCAUGAUGCGCACAUUUGCCAUGAAACUCAGGGUUGCAACGAAGGACUCCUGAAGCUUC